GCUCGCUCAGUCGCUGGCUUUCCUCUGUUCUCUCCUGCAUGCUCUCUCCGAUCACAGCUCUCGCUCUCUGCUAGUUUCCUUCUCCGCCGGCUGCUGCUCCGUUUCUCCGGCAACCCCUUCAAGAGAGAAAAGGGUUUGUCAUCACAAUCUUUGCGUAAAUGGCUGCCAGUGGCAGUGGGGCCUCCGACGACCUCGAAGCUCACUGUACAAUCCACGACAGCAUGAGAGGGAAAGUCCAGUGCAAUUACUGUGGUAAGGUAGUGAGCGGAAAGUUCCGUCUCAAGUGUCACUUGGCAGGCGUGAGGGGAGACGUGAUUCCCUGCACAGAAGUUCCCGCAGAUACAAAGAAACUAUUUCACGAUAAGGUACUUGAACAAAAAGACGCGAGUAACAAGGCUUUUAAUAGGGAAGUCCUUAAUCUGGGCACACAAGAGACUCCCUCGAAGAGAAAGAGGGGCCCAGGCACGAAUGGCUGCACACCAAGAAAGAGUCAAUCUACCGAAAGUGCAGGUUCAAGGAAGAGCGAAGAGAUAAUUAGCAUAUCAGAAGAUGGUUCGGAACACCUUUCUCCACUUUCAGAAGACGUAGGUUUAUGGGAGAGGACAUUUAGUGAAGGCAAAGAGUACAGAUCGUCAAUGCGCGCCCGACUUGUUGGCCGAUUCUUCUAUGAAAAUGGUAUUGAUCUUAAUGCUGUCAAUUCUCCUAGCUUCCAGGAAAUGAUGAAUGCUAUGGUUGGCAAUGCUCAUAGCGAUGACGAGAUCCCCAGUUACCAAGAGUUGAAAGGCCCGAUCCUUCAGGAAGAAGUGAAAGAAAUGAGACAGUAUGUCCAAACGGUUAGGCAAUCAUGGGAGACUACGGGGUGCAGCAUCCUGCUGGAUGGAUGGAUAGAUGAGAAAGGCAGGACCUUAAUCAACUUUUUGGCAGACUGCCCGAGAGGUCCCAUUUAUCUCUCGUCAACUGAUGUUUCUUCUUGUGUUGGUGAUGUUGAUGCCUUUCUGUCAAUAUUAUAUGGAGUAGUUGAGGAGGCUGGACUUGACAAUGUUGUUCAGGUCGUGGCGUGGUCAUCGGAGAGUUGGCUGGAGGAUGCAAGCAGGCAGUUCAUAGAAAGAUACAAGACAGCUUUGUGGAGUGUGAGUGCUUCUUACUGCAUCGAACUCAUGUUGGAAAAGAUUGGGAUGAUGAGUUCUGUCACAGGAGUGAUGGAGAAGGCCAAGACUCUCGUAGAGUUCAUCCACACUCACGCAGCUGGCUUGGAACUAACGAGCACACAAACCCUUGGCCAUGAACUUAUCAAGCCCCAGAAGAUAAUGUCAGCUAUCCCAUAUAUGACAUUGGAGAAUAUUGUAUUGGGAAAGAAGAAAUUGAGGGAGAUGUUCCGGUCAUCCACAUGGAGCACCUCAGUUCUGGCUUCGAGCGAGGAGGGAAAGAAGGUAGCGGACCUGAUAAAUAAUCCCUCUUUCUGGUCUGGAGCCAGAAUGGUCUUAAAGGCAACGGUGCCAUUGUUGCGUUUACUGUGUUUCAUUCGCAGGGAUGAUAUACCGCAUGCGGCGUACCUAUAUGAAACUAUGGAUCAGGUGAAAGAAACAAUUAGAAACGAGUUUAAGAAGAACGAGUCCAUGUACAUGCCCUUCUGGAAAAUAAUUGAUGAGGUUUGGAAUACCGAUCUACACAGCCCACUCCAUGCUGCUGGAUAUUUUUUGAACCCAAGUCUCUUUUAUUCGAGUGACUUUUACUGCGACGGAGAGGUGGCCUUUGGCCUCCUGUGUUGCAUGGUGCUGAUGGCUCAUGAUCGUGAGACUCAUGCCUUAAUCUCGUUUCAACUUGACAAUUACCGACACGCUGAAGGUGCUUUUGCAGAGGGGAGUGCUGCUGCCCAAAGGAACAUUUCCCCAGUGGACUGGUGGUCUAGGUUUGGAGGAGAAUGCCCUGAGCUGCAGAGGUUUGCUAUCCGGAUCUUUAGUCAGACCUGCGACGGUUCUUCAAAGUACGGGCUAAAAAAGGACAUGGCCGAGAAGCUUCUGGACGGUGCAAGAAACCGUGCGGAUCAAGAGGAAUUACAGGACCUGACAUUCUUGAGUUACAAUCUUCACCUGAAGCAAUUUCACUCUAAAGCUGGUUAGGAACAAUGCCUAGCCUGUGAAGAUGUCUGGAUGGAUUGUGGGACGGGGGAUGGAAUGCCUGGAAGCAUGAGCGCAGAUGAUGAGUAGGUGGUUCUUUUUGUGGGGCAAGUUUGGAACUCGACGCAACUAGGACCAAUUUUCCAGUUGGCUCAUCUUCGGGAAAUGGUGAAGAUGUUAUCUGCGAUUGAUUUUCCGUGAGACCGACGGAUCCUUAAUUUUCUUGGUGUGUUGGUAUUUACAUGUUUUGAUAAGAAAAUGGUUAAGUCCAUUUUUGUUCUCCAUACUCUUGUUGAAAUGUGUUAUUGGGUUAUCUGACUUGU
Syzygium oleosum is the source of this 2440-nucleotide messenger RNA. RefSeq lists its product as uncharacterized. The record is from RefSeq and is a predicted model, not a curated record. Gene Ontology annotation, molecular function: protein dimerization activity. The transcript has 3 exons. The coding region runs from base 159 to 2120 and encodes 653 amino acids. Lineage: Eukaryota; Viridiplantae; Streptophyta; Magnoliopsida; Myrtales; Myrtaceae.